This is a messenger RNA of Amoebophrya sp. A25, 3406 nucleotides long. Lineage: Eukaryota; Dinophyceae; Syndiniales; Amoebophryaceae. The record is from the annotation of a GenBank genome assembly.
CUCUUUAUCUUCGGUCACUACGAAGUUUAUACUUGUGAAGAGUCUAGGUCAAGGUCGUGUCAGAGAUCUGUUUCGAGAAGUAGAGUAGAUCCUCCAGCAGAGAUCUAGUACUACAAAUGAGCAAUUCUCAAUGACUAAUACACUCAUUCCUCAAGCGAAAUUACUUACUUUUACUUUUUUACUCAUUUUUUUUCUUUGCUAAAUAUGCGAUAAGAUAGAUUGUAAUUCAUCUCGAUUAUCUCACGCAUUACUACCUCCAGAUAAGCAAGUUAUUUUCCAUAUCUCCAGCGCGAUGUCGUCUUCAUCUGCGUUACCUGGCGAUGCCUCCUCUGUUUUUGACGUGCUCUCCGGUGAAGCGGUCAAUGGCGAUGUUAUUCAAGUCCUGACAGCGAUUUCCAAAUCCGUUGUCGAUAUUGUUAAGUCUUCGACAUUGUUGUAUCUAGGUCGUGUUGUAUUUUUUCACUGACUUGAGCUUGACUGAACAAAAACAAACUGUACCAACUAGAUAUGAUAAUUUUGACGUGAGGGAUUUGAACCUCAAGGUAGAAGACUUGUUUCAAUUCUUGGUGUUUGAUACUGAGAACUGAGGCAGGAGUACAAGUUGUUGUCUAAAUGUGUCAACUUUUGGUAAAAGUGUUAGUGUGCCUUCUAACCAUCGUGUGGCGCUCAGAGAAGGAGCGUCAGGGUUCAAGGCGGAAGCAGUCGGAACAGCGAAUAGUUUCGGAGAUGAUCAGUUGGCUGUUGAUUUAGCGAGCGAUCAGGCUGUGUUUAUGACGCUAAAAUUUAAAGAAACGUAUUUCUGAUUGAAGAUACAAUUGGUUGCAUAGGUAUUCGAAUUUUUUUAGAGCUCCUUCCUCUAAUUUUUCUUGAAACGCGUCCUAAAAGCAUGCUGGCCUUUUCACACGGCCUGAGGAUGUUUUUCAUGAUGACGUUUGAACCUAGAGAAGGAAAUUACAGCCGUUCUUCGGGUGUGGGUUUUUAAAGUUCGGAAAAUGAAACUACGGUCUUUCAUCUUCAUUCAUCUGUGGAUACUGAGUCUUCGGUACCUUGCUCUGCAUCUAAUCUUUCCUUACUUCUGCAUCUAAUUUUUUUGCGAGGCUGAAAGCGUCUGGCCUUGUCGCAGUUGCCAGCAGCGAGGAAACACCGGAGGAAGUCAAUUUAGGAGGUACUAUAUUGCGCAGCUGCACCAGCAUGAGCAUCAUAGAUGAAGUUCAAGUUAUUAAGUGAAACUACCACAACUACAUUCGUGGAGGACCAAGGAGUGCCAGAGUACGUAUUAACUAAACGACGUUUACGUUUAGUUGUGACUACAAGCGUGGCGAACAAGGAGCAGUUGGAUGUUUUUACAGACCCCUUUACUUACACCGACACUAAAGGUACCGGAUUUUCGGUAGCCUUCGAUCCUCUAGACGGGUCCAGCAUAGUCGAUGCGAAUUUCACAGUGGGCUCAAUAUUCGGAGUGUGGCCAGGAGCAACUCUGAAUUAUGCAGCCUCGUCCUCUUGUUCACUGAAUCAGUAGUUCUUGAGAUUGACUACAAGUGUGUUGUAAAUGCAUAUUAGAAAAAAGAGACUAUUAGUUAUAGUUGUAUAAUUAAGCUCAUACAGUAUUGUCGAUCUCCUUCAGUGCCCUGCGCGACAGGAAGGGAAGCACGACAAGCGGCAACCUUGUCGUUGUGUCCCUCUCUUCAUCUUCUAAUACAUGGGUGUCCGAGGAAACGAGCAAGUUGCAGCUGUAAUGGCCAUGUAUGGACCGAGGAUCACGAUGGCCGUUGCUUGGAGAGGUGGUACUUUUUGUCUACUAAAAUUAUAGGCAAAUAGCCAUCUUCCUUUAUGUCCUUUCUUGUGUAGUUCUGGGAAGUCGUUCGUGUGAUUCCUUAGAGAGGCAUUUAGAUUUAUUUUGCUUUUCGAAUUCAAUACACAAAGAACAAAGCCAGUCGUUGUCAUGAUCAUCCAUGUUCCUUGGCUGUCCACCCUUUUCUUACCGAGCUCACCGCACAGGGUGCGUCGAAUUGACAUGGAUCAAGGGUGAGUGGAUGAAGACAAAGGAACUGAAAAUAGCGCCCAGCGGGAAAGUGUUCGCGCCAGGGAACCUUCGAGCAACGGCCGACGCUCCAGCGUACAUGGCAUUAUUAAGGCUAUAAAAAUUCACUAUCACUAAUUACUGCCCCACAGAAUUCACGCCCCAGCUAACGAUCGAAACACCUCAACUACCCCAUGACCAUUUUCAAGUCAAAACCACGAUCAGACUUUUUCGCGGUUUUUCAGCAGUUACAUGGAUAACAGAGUAGUUUAUAGCACGCAUGGUGCAUGGAGUGCAUGGAGUAGCAUGGACUGCAUGGAGCGCAGAGCUUUAAGGGGCGCAAGAAGCUCCCCCUUUAGCUCCAUGCUAUUCCAUGUGAUCCAUGCACUCCAUGCCAUGCGAGCUGUGAAACCUUAUAAAUUGCUCUGGGAUAACUAUAACCUCCUAGGACGAGUCAUGUUGCCCCCUCGGAUCGGAUACUUUUAAAGAUGUACUUAACAAGACGAGCUCUAACGAGGGUACAAGAGUGGAUUGCUCAGCGGUAUACUCUGCGGUACACUGGAGGAAUGGUGCCUGAUGUCUACCACAUAUUGUUCAAAGGAAAGGGAGUUUUCAGCAACUGCAGUUCGGCCGGGGCAAAAGCGAAGCUAAGGUACUUCUCUUCUACUUCUUCUUCUUGAGUGCACGUGAGGACGUUAUUUUCGAUUUGUUCACUGAGGCGGGUGCGGGUAAGUAAGUAAUACAUAGUUAGUUUAGUAUGUUCGUAGUUGGAGGCAAGUAAUACAACGUAGUAUGUGAGGCCCGCAAGAAGUUUGAUUUUUUUCAUAUUAGGGAAGGAAUGUACGAAGAUAGAUCACACACCUUUUUUUUCUGGUAGAUUUAGCUCCACUGACAAUUACCAAUACAAUAAAUAUAGCUCGUCCUUCUAUCAAUGAUGUGCAAUGUAUUCCAUUACUGAUCCCCAAGAACCAACAAGAAUGAUAUAUGAUGAUGACUUGUUUUCCUUUUUUUCAGGCUGCUCUACGAGUGUGCGCCGAUUGCGUUUAUAGUCGAGGCAGCCGGAGGCAAAAGUCUGGUCGAUCCGAUGUUUGCUUCGGCACCGCAGAGCGUCCUGGACGUUGCGGUGGCCGCCUUGGAUCAGAGGAUAGGAGUUGCCUAUGGAAGCUCAGCAGAAAUUGAGCUCUUUCAGACGCAUAUGUUUCCCUGCCCAAACUAAUCACCCGUUGUGACGCACCAACGGCCGCAGCACCCUCCAUAUUAUAAUAUUUAUGUUGAGGACAAUGAAAAUGAAUUGGUAUUAGUAUUUCAUGAAUAGGUAUAAGGUUUUAUGUUAUUAAUAUGUGCGCCUCAACGUCGUCCACGCAAACGGACGGAAACAUUGUAGAC